AUGGCGAAACCCGAGCAAGAAGUUACUCUUCUUGAAGAAGAUUACGUUAGCGAUUCCGUCGACCACCGUGGAAUUCCCGCCGGAAAAUCUUCCACCGGCGGAUGGAGAUCCUCCUUCUUCAUUAUAGGUGUGGAAGUUGCAGAGAGAUUCGCUUACUUUGGUAUUGCCUCAAACUUAAUCACUUACCUCACCGGACCUCUCGGAAAAUCAACGGCGACCGCGGCAGUAAACGUGAACACAUGGUCGGGAACAGCUUCGAUACUUCCUAUUUUAGGAGCUUUUGUAGCAGACGCUUAUCUCGGUCGUUACCGGACAAUUCUUGCAGCUUCCUUCAUCUACAUAAUCGGACUAGGACUAUUGACAUUAUCGUCUUUCUUGAUCAUAAUGGGACUAUCAGAGAAACGUAACGAUGUUUCUGCAAAACAUUCAUUUUGGGUGAAUAUAUUGUUCUUCUGUUCUCUGUAUUUGGUUGCGAUCGGACAAGGUGGACAUAAACCGUGUGUUCAAGCAUUUGGUGCGGAUCAAUUUGACUCGGGAGAUUCGAAAGAGAGAGUGUCUAGAGGAUCGUUUUUCAAUUGGUGGUUCUUGAGUUUAUCUGGUGGAAUCGCUUUAUCGAUAAUUGUGGUUGUUUAUGUUCAAGACAAUGUUAGUUGGGCGCUUGGGUUUGGGAUUCCUUGUUUGUUUAUGGUUAUGGCUCUUGCUCUCUUCUUUCUCGGAAGAAAAACUUAUAGAUAUCCCAAAGGUGAUCGCAAGGAGAAGAACACUUUUGCUAGAAUCGGCAGAGUUUUCGUUGUGGCUUAUAAGAAUCGGAGACUGAGUUUAACACAUUCGGGUUCGGGACAAGGUUUGUUGGAGGAUGGUUCGUCUGAGAAAUGUAGAGGUCGGCUCGAGUUUCUAGCGAAAGCGUUGAUAUCCGGAGAAGGAGGUGUAGAGCCAUGUAAUGGUAGAGACGUGGAAGACGCGAUGGCUUUGGUAAGGCUUAUUCCAAUAUGGAUCACAUCCGUGGUGAGCACGAUUCCAUAUGCUCAAUAUGCUACUUUCUUCACAAAGCAAGGUGUUACAGUAGACAGACAAAUCUUGCCCGGUUUGGAAAUCCCUCCAGCUUCUUUUCAAGCGCUUAUCGGCAUAUCCAUUUUCAUCUCGGUUCCAACUUACGAGCGCGUUUUCCUCUCGUUAGCUAGAUUGAUUACCAAAAAGCCUUCUGGAAUCACAAUGCUUCAGAGAAUAGGAGCCGGAAUGGUGCUAUCCAGCUUUAAUAUGGUGGUUGCCGCAUUGGUAGAAAUGAAACGACUCGAGACUGCUAAAGAAUACGGGCUUGUGGACAAGCCGGACGCGACUGUGCCAAUGUCGAUCUGGUGGUUUGUCCCUCAGUAUCUGUUACUCGGGAUGAUCGAUGUGUUCUCUCUCGUGGGUACACAAGAAUUCUUCUACGACCAAGUCCCAACGGAGCUAAGGAGUAUCGGUCUUGCGCUCUCUUUGAGUGCGAUGGGUCUUUCGAGCUUUUUGAGUGGUUUUCUCAUCACUGUGAUUAAUUGGGCUACCGGAAGAAAUGGGGGAGACAGUUGGUUCAAUACUAACCUGAACCGAGCCCAUGUCGAUUACUUCUAUUGGUUGCUGGCCGCUUUCACCGUCGUUGGAUUCUUUGCGUUUUUAAUCUUCUCCAGGUUGUAUGUGUAUCGCCGGGUAGAUCAAGAAUAA
This is a messenger RNA of Arabis nemorensis, 1698 nucleotides long. Lineage: Eukaryota; Viridiplantae; Streptophyta; Magnoliopsida; Brassicales; Brassicaceae. The record is from the annotation of a GenBank genome assembly.